AAGAGUCAUUCCCUUUUCAGAAAUUUACCUCUACUUCUUUUCUUUCUUCAUCUACAAACAAUGUGUUUUCAUUCAAUUCUUGAUUAAACAUUCCAAUAUCUCCUCUGAUUUUUUUUGCACUUUCUUGUAAGAAGAAGAAAAAUAAUCCAAUGGCAUGUUCUCAAUUUAUAGUCUUUUGGCAUAGAAAUCUACAGACUAUAAUCUUUUUGUUACUUUUAUUCAUUUCUGGGUUGACACAUGUUAGAUUAACAGCUGAAGGUAGGAGAAUACUCAAAACACAGACUGGAGUUGUUACUCAGAGAAAAAAUGAAGAGAAGAUGAUAAAGAUGAGAUCUUUAAUAGGUUCAAGACCACCAAGAUGUGAAGGAAGAUGUAGAAAUUGUGGACCAUGUGAAGCAGUUCAAGUACCAAUUGUGCCAAAUCUCAAGAAGCAACAAACAUCAAGAAUUCAUCAUCAAUUGAAUGCAUUUCCUAAUUUGUUCUUGGCAUAUUCAAGAGGUGAUGAUAUAUCAAAUUAUAAGCCUAUGUGUUGGAAAUGUAGGUGUGGGAAUUUUUUCUUUAAUCCUUGAUUAAAGAUGGAAGGAAAAAAAAGAUCUUUUU
Solanum verrucosum is the source of this 600-nucleotide messenger RNA. Its product is annotated as EPIDERMAL PATTERNING FACTOR-like protein 2. The coding region runs from base 150 to 569 and encodes 139 amino acids. The record is from RefSeq and is a predicted model, not a curated record. The transcript is spliced from 3 exons. Gene Ontology annotation, biological process: stomatal complex development; guard cell differentiation. NCBI's taxonomy places the organism in Eukaryota, Viridiplantae, Streptophyta, Magnoliopsida, Solanales, Solanaceae.